This is a messenger RNA of Anopheles nili, 2910 nucleotides long. RefSeq names its product exosome complex exonuclease RRP44 (gene Dis3). Gene Ontology annotation, cellular component: nuclear exosome (RNase complex); cytoplasmic exosome (RNase complex). The transcript has a single exon. Bases 1 to 2910 code for a protein of 969 amino acids. NCBI's taxonomy places the organism in Eukaryota, Metazoa, Arthropoda, Insecta, Diptera, Culicidae. The record is from RefSeq and is a predicted model, not a curated record. Gene Ontology annotation, biological process: rRNA catabolic process. Gene Ontology annotation, molecular function: 3'-5'-RNA exonuclease activity; endonuclease activity; RNA binding.
AUGUUGACAAACAAAGUGUUCAUGAAAAAAACCAAACGUGGUAACAUUCUAAAGAUUGUUCGUGAGCACUAUCUGCGUGACGAUAUCUGGUGCGGAUCCGAAGCGUGCUUAGUAUGCCCGCUGGAAGAAAACGGUGCCCCGCUGGAGGCAACACCGGAAACGGUGAGCGAAAAGUACACCUUCCCGCACUACUUGCUGCUCGAUACGAACGUGGUGCUGUACCAGAUGGACUUGCUGGAGGAAGGCGCUAUUCGGAAUGUGAUCAUACUCCACACCGUGCUGGAUGAGGUGAAGCACCGCAGUGCGGUGGUCUAUAAGCGGCUGAGAGCUAUACUUUCGAAUCCGGCACGAAAGUUCUACACGUUCGUCAACGAACACCACAAGGAUACGUACGUCGAGCGUAUGCCCGGUGAGUCGGCAAACGAUCGCAACGACCGGAUGAUCCGCACGGCGGCUGCUUGGUACGGUACACAUUUGCAAGGAAAGCAAGGCAAAAAGGCUCAGAAACAAAACGUACGCAUUGUGUUGCUGUCGGAUGAUGCGGAUAAUAGAGCAAAAGCGAUUGAAAUAGGACUAAAUGCUUGUUCCGUCGCGGAGUACAUGAAGGCGGCCAAAGGGCAGUACAGCCAUCUGUUGGACAAGAUCUCCCAGCGGGACUCCGUGAGCGAAUCGAAGGAUCCGUUGUUCCCUUCGCAUCUCACGAUGACACAAAUACACCAGGGCAUUAAAAACAACGGUUUACUACAGGGUGCAUUUUUAGCUUCACGGGAAAACUACCUCGAAGGGUACGUGCGCGUGGAAGGAACGGAAAAACCGAUCCUUAUUCAGGGUCGGCUGAAUCUGAACCGUGCCGUCGACGGGGACGUGGUUGCGAUCGAAAUGCUUCCCGAGAGCGAAUGGAAGGCACCGAGCGACGUAGUGCUGGUGGACGAGCAGAACGACCCAGGCGAUAUGAUCGAACCGGAUCCAACGUUCAGCACGAAAGCGCAAACGGAACGUGAACCCACCGCGAAAGUGGUCGGUAUUAUCAAGCGCAAAUGGCGCCAGUACUGUGGCAUUUUGCUGCCAAGCCACAUCCCGGGUUCGACGCGUCACAUUUUCGUUCCCGCUGAGCGAAAGAUUCCUCGCAUUCGUAUCGAAACGCGCCAAGCAGCGACAUUACUGUCUCAACGCAUCAUAGUAGCAAUCGACCAAUGGCCAAGACACUCGCGCUACCCACAAGGACACUUUGUACGGGCACUUGGCCCAAUCGGUUCGAAGGAAACGGAAAAUGAAGUGAUCCUGCUGGAACACGACGUCCCACACAAUCGCUUCUCGGAGGAUGUGCUCGCUUGUCUGCCACAGCUGCCUUGGCUCAUUACGGACGAGGAUCUGAAACGGCGCGUUGAUUUGCGUGGCAUCACGAUCUGUUCGGUGGAUCCGCCCGGUUGUACGGACAUUGAUGAUGCGCUGCAUGCUCGGAAGCUUCCAAACGGCCAUAUCGAAGUGGGUGUCCACAUUGCGGACGUGAGUCACUUCAUUCGGCCAGGUAAUGCGCUCGAUCGAGAAGCUGCAAGCCGUGCAACGACGGUGUACCUUGUGGAUAAGCGAAUCGACAUGGUUCCGGAACUGCUCAGCUCCAACCUAUGCUCGCUUCGUGGCGGUGAAGAACGCUUUGCUUUCUCCUGCGUGUGGGAGCUGGACGAAGAGGCAAAUAUCGUGCACACGAAGUGCCACAAGAGCGUAAUUAAAUCGAAAAGUGCGCUCACGUACGAGCAAGCCCAAAUCAUUAUCGAUGAUCCCCGGCAAACGAACGAGGUGGCCGUAUCGCUGCGUUUGCUCAACAAACUCGCAAAAAUACUGAAACGACGGCGCACGGAAAACGGUGCCCUGGUGCUGGCUUCACCCGAGAUUCGCUUCCAAGUGGACAGCGAAACGCACGAUCCGAUCGACGUGAAAGCGAAACAGAUGCUGGAAACGAACUCCAUGGUCGAGGAGUUUAUGUUGCUCGCGAACGUGUCCGUGGCAGAAAAGAUCGAAAAGGAGUUCCCCGAGUGUGCGAUGCUCCGGCGGCAUCCUUGUCCGCCCCAAUCCAACUACGAACCGCUGGUGAAAGCGGCCCAACAUCAGGGUUUCGAGAUUUUAACGAUGAGUGGGAAGGAACUCGCCACCAGCCUGGAUAAUGCCGUGAAACCAGACAAUCCGUACUUUAACACCAUGCUACGGAUAUUGGCUACACGCUGCAUGAUGCAGGCGGUUUACUUUAUCAGUGGCACGUUGCAGAAGGAGGAAUUUUUCCACUACGGAUUGGCCGCUCCCAUCUACACCCACUUUACGUCGCCUAUUCGACGGUACGCCGAUAUCAUCGUGCACCGGUUGUUGGCAGCGUGUAUCGGUGCGGAUUCAACCUACCCGGAGCUGCUGGACAAGAAGGCCAACUCGAAUCUGUGCAACAACCUGAACUAUCGCAACCGGAUGGCACAAUACGCGGGUCGAGCGUCGGUUGCCCUUCACACGCAUUUGUUCUUCCGCAAGCGCUCGGAGGACGAGCAGGCGUACAUUUUGUUUAUUCGCAAAAACGCCCUCCAGAUACUGGUUCCCAAGUAUGGUUUCGAGGGCACAAUCUAUGUGACCGGGCGGAACAACGAGGAAAUCAAGACGGGCAUCCGGUUCGUGUACGAUGAGGUACAGCAGACGCAACGCUGCGGUAGUGUCCUGUUCAAAGCGUUCGAUCCGGUUGUCGUACGGUUGAGCCUGGAUUCGACCAACGUACAGCACGAGAAGCUCGUGUUUGAGCUGGUGGAACCGUACAUCGAAGGGUUCAGUGUGAAAUCGGAAGGUGCGGAAGCGACGGAACCGCCCAAGCGGAAAGUCACCCAGGAAGUGGUGAAACCGAACAAGAACAAAAAGGCAAAGAAACAUAAUGGGUAA